Messenger RNA from Haliotis rubra (blacklip abalone), 1587 nucleotides. Its product is annotated as organic cation transporter protein-like. The transcript has 10 exons. The coding region runs from base 1 to 1587 and encodes 528 amino acids. Gene Ontology annotation, cellular component: membrane. The record is from RefSeq and is a predicted model, not a curated record. NCBI's taxonomy places the organism in Eukaryota, Metazoa, Mollusca, Gastropoda, Lepetellida, Haliotidae. Gene Ontology annotation, biological process: transmembrane transport; DNA recombination; DNA integration. Gene Ontology annotation, molecular function: transmembrane transporter activity; DNA binding.
AUGAAGUUUGACGAGGUUCUGUUGCACCUGGGAGAAUUUGGACGGUAUCAAAAGAGAUUGUACUUUGUAUUAUGUAUACUCACGUUUAUGGUGGCCAUGCAGAGCCAGGUAGUUAUAUUCCAGCUGGAUACACCAAAUCAUCGAAGGGCAGUAAUGAGUCAGAGUUGGAUGCCUGAGGACCCUUCGGGACUUCAAACCAAGCGACAUGGGACGGUCAUGGUUGACAAAUGUUUCUUCACAAACCAUUCAUUGAGGGCAACAUGUACAACACGACUAUUCAACAACGGGGUGGAUGAGCAGUUGAUCGCACGAACCAGUCGGCACAGAAACAAUGCAGUCGGGGAGUACAAACGUGCUAGCGAGCAACAAGAAGAGAUGGUGGGCAACCUCCUAAGCCACAGAAGAAAACGAUUCGGACGACGUCCCCUCGUUUUGAUCAGUUCAGUGGUCAAGGCGAUUGUCACCAUCAGCAUGGCCUUUGUCCCCAACGUGUACGUGUACAUGGCGUUCAGGGCGCUGGCGAGUGUGUGUGGGAUAGCUGCCUUCACAAGUUCUCUUGUUCUGAUGAUGGAACUGACAGGACCUUCCAGGAGAGUGUUUGUGGGAGUCGUCGUGGAGAUAUUUUGGUGCUUCAGUCAGUUUACCUUGGGUCUUAUUGCCUACUUUGUCCGCAAUUGGCAAACUCUCCAGCUCAUCACAGCUUUUCCGUUAGUUCCGGAAUCCCCUCGAUGGCUGAUAGCACGUGGUCGCAUACCGGAGGCUCAAACAACAAUACAGAAGAUGGCUUCUGUGAAUGGUGUCGAAUUUACUGAAGAGAUGGCGGAGAACAUUACAGUUGUCAACGAGAAGCAGAAGACCGUGAGGGUGACGCAGAUGUUCAGCACGCCGUACUUGCUGUUCAUCACGCUCAUCAUCUUCUUCAACUGGUUUGUGGCAAGUCUGGCUUACUAUGGUUUGAACCUGAACGUCCAAAACCUCAGUGGCAACAUCUACCUCAACUUCACCAUUUCCAAUACUGUUGAGUUGGUGUCGUAUAUUACAUGUAUGUUGCUGCUGGACCGACUUGGAAGGAAGUUCGUACAGAGUGGCUGUCUUCUCCUCGGCGGAAUAGCUUGUGUAUGUACAAUGUUCCCAGUCAUCUAUGGAAACUCGGACUGGAUGACAGUCGUACUAGCCAUGAUCGGUAAGUUGGGUGCAUCGGGAAUAUUUGCUACUGUGUACGUUUACACAACGGAGUUGUUCCCUACUGUGAUAAGAAACUCGGGUCUGGGAGUCAGCUCCUUCUUUGCCAGGAUCGGUGGGAUGGUCUCCCCUUAUAUUGCAGAUCUGGGUGUAUUACUUGGCGGUGACAUGAAGGUGGCGCUGCCUCUCAUCGUUUUCGGAGGUCUGUCAAUUGCCGCGGGUCUGUUGACACUGUUCCUACCAGAGACAUUGAAAAGGAGGCUUCCUGAAACUAUAGAGGACGCCAAGAAUAUGCGAAAGAAAUGUACUAAGACGAAGAGUGAGCGGCAUGAUAAAACCACGGAUGUCGAAAUGGAGAGCUUCCAACGUAUGACAUGUCGUCUGGAACCAUCCGAAGAAAUCUAA